This is a messenger RNA of Ictalurus punctatus (channel catfish), 2321 nucleotides long. RefSeq names its product Rho family GTPase 1a (gene rnd1a). NCBI's taxonomy places the organism in Eukaryota, Metazoa, Chordata, Actinopteri, Siluriformes, Ictaluridae. The record is from RefSeq and is a predicted model, not a curated record. The transcript is spliced from 5 exons. Gene Ontology annotation, biological process: small GTPase-mediated signal transduction. Gene Ontology annotation, molecular function: GTPase activity; GTP binding. Bases 124 to 816 code for a protein of 230 amino acids.
ACUGUCCCUACUCAGUGGUGUAGUGUUACACAGUUCACGCGUCGCUGGAGUACAGCCGGAACACGUGAAUGAUAUUUCGAAGGAGUCAAAUUCACUUUUUCAUAUAAUUUGGUCUCGUCGAGAAUGAAGGAGAGGAGAAUAAGCGAGCCGCUGGAGGUCCGCUGUAAACUGGUGUUAGUGGGAGAUGUUCAGUGCGGGAAAACGGCUAUGUUACAAGUCUUGGCAAAGGACUGCUACCCCGAGACGUACAUCCCGACAGUGUUUGAAAACUACACGUCAGGCCUGGAAAUAGAAGAGCAACACAUUGAGCUCAGUCUGUGGGACACAUCAGGUUCUCCGUAUUACGAUAACGUCAGGCCACUCUGCUAUAGCGACUCUGAUGCUGUGCUGCUCUGUUUCGACAUCAGCCGACCUGACACUGUUGACAGCUCUCUGAAAAAGUGGAAGACAGAGAUCAUGGAUUUCUGCCCCAACGCAUGCAUCCUACUGGUUGCCUGUAAGACAGACCUGCGCACUGACGUGUGCACACUGAUGGAGCUGUCCACGCAAAAAAUGGCCCCGAUUUCUUACGAACAGGGGUCAUCACUAGCAAAACAGGUGGGAGCCGAGGCAUAUCUGGAGUGUUCUGCGUUUACGUCAGAGAAAAGCAUAGACAACGUGUUUCGCUCAGCAGCGCUGGCUUGUCUUGACAAACUUCAGCCACCUAUCAAGCCAAGUCCCGCCCACCGGAAACGCCUCCUGCACCUGCCCAGCAAGAGUGAGCUUCUGAGCUCCUCCUUCAGCAAAGAGAGGACCAAGAGUUGUUCUGUCAUGUGAUCCAGACUUUCUAAUUCCUGAGACAGAUAAACAGAAGGGCCGUUUUGAAAUGAGACAAGAGGUCAUGACCUUUGCUGUCCCCUCCCAUCUCUACACACUCAAUGUUUUGCCUUUUCAGUCCAUCCCAUUUCUUCAUCACAAAGAAUGGAAGUCGAAGGUUAACUGAUUCUUUUAAAUACACAGGUUUACAACUUGUAAUUGACAUGAACCUCAUGACCUGUUUAAUUGAGUGUGCUAUUUUUUAAAUUUAUUUAUGGUGCAUAUGUAUUGGAGAGCUGAGCCAUCCAUGCAUUUCAGCUGUAUCCAGAAUUCUUCCUGUGCAGGCUCACCAGACAUUUAAUAAAAGACGGGAUUAAUUGGUUAUCUGGCCAUGUAUGUAAAAGAGCAUGACAGAGGAAAACGCUUAUGUGAUUUUAUUGGAGGACACAAACGGGUAAGGGGCAUAACUGGGGAAGUUUUAAAGAGCAGCUAUAAAAUUGACAUUGAUGGAGUGCGCAAUCAUAUGUAGGAAGAUAAAGCACGCUGACUUCUACUCUGUCUCUCAUAUACAUGCACAGACAACUGUCUGUCUAUAAAUCAGAUGAUUAACGAAGAGAACAGAUAGUUCUUGGACCGUUCUUGAAAUGGCGUGAACAACAUGCGGGAGAUAUUGUGAUGGCGGUUCAGUUUGGAUGGGGCUUAACCUUAGAGUAGCUGGACCUUGGACCUUAGAUGAGCGUGUCAGAGCAGGACAGAAGAGAUUAGGGGGAUUAAUUGAGGAGACAGGAUGACAUUUUAUCCCAGACAAGUCUGAUGAGAGAUUAGAUAUAAGGUAAUCCUACUGAACGUGCCUGAUUAUCUGGCUUACCUUUUUAAGGCUACCUUCUUUUCAUUUUAAUGAUCAAAUAUCUCUUGAAUUGAUGUCUUGUAGUAAAGAGCUCAUUUGGACUUUCAGCGCCUGACCCAGAGUGUGUAUUAUUAUUAAAUUCAAUACAAUUUCUAAAAUCUAGUGAUGUAGCCACUAUCUCUAUCUGUAUCUGUUUAAUAUUCCAGAUAUACCUGUCCGUAUUUGGAUUUAAACCAAAAGUAGGUGUGGUUUUCAGUGAGACAGUGCAGAAAAACAGUGUAAAAAAAAAUGGAGCACUGUAGAAAUACCAGCAUUGUCAGCAUGAUCUGUCAUGUCUCCUCAAUCAAUUCUCCUCACUUCUUCAACCCAGGCGUUUUUUUGUUUUUAUGUUUUUAUUUUUAUUUUUUAUCUGCUAUCUGUAUUUCUGCACACACACACCUGUAGUCUCAACCUGUGAACUCAAACCCUGUGAACUCAAAAAGUGCACCUCCUAUUCACAUCUGUAUUUGUGUAUCUGUUUAGGACACACAUCUGUUCAAUCCAAAUAAUGUAUUCAUAUUCGGUUACUUACCUGUGCCAAACUAUAGCUUUGAUAAGGAAUUUUGACUUUGUUUGGGCUGACUUUGUUUCAUGCAUAUUAUUUCUUGUUUCUAUUUGAAGACACUUCUUGGAAACCUGA